AUGAUGGCUCGCCGCAAAGCUUCGUCGCCUCCAUCGGGAGAAUCCGCCCCACGACGCCGUCGCCUUCUCCGUGGAGUUCGUCCUCGUUCAUCCUCUGAAGACGAUGUCGUUUUCACACCUGCGCCCCGCUCGGUUUCGCCGGAAUGGGAGGGAUUUCCAUCCUCUCCUGCUUCGGCGGAGCCGGACGGAGUCGAAUCGCCCUCUCCGGACGUGUCUGUUUCAUCGCCCCCUUUGUCUCCAUCGGCGGCUUCGGUCGUCCAGGUGCAGACUACCCCUGCGCCGGUCCAUGUUGAUACGAAUGGUUUGCCUUUGGCCCAGGGGGGUAGUCCUGGUGCCACCGUUGCCUUGUUCGUUUGGAGCGAGAUGCUGCGUCAGCGUGUGUUUUCUUGCCAGGUCGUUUAA
Molecule: messenger RNA, 402 nt
Organism: Aspergillus tanneri
Lineage: Eukaryota; Fungi; Ascomycota; Eurotiomycetes; Eurotiales; Aspergillaceae
Exons: 3
Coding region: 1-402 (133 amino acids)
Source: RefSeq, a predicted model, not a curated record